Anopheles stephensi (Asian malaria mosquito) is the source of this 2070-nucleotide messenger RNA. RefSeq names its product peptidoglycan recognition protein 1-like. Gene Ontology annotation, biological process: peptidoglycan catabolic process. Lineage: Eukaryota; Metazoa; Arthropoda; Insecta; Diptera; Culicidae. The coding region runs from base 875 to 1693 and encodes 272 amino acids. Gene Ontology annotation, molecular function: N-acetylmuramoyl-L-alanine amidase activity; zinc ion binding. The transcript has 4 exons. The record is from RefSeq and is a predicted model, not a curated record.
CCUGGGUACGAAUAUUUGGUGUCGUCGUCUGAGCUCUCGUCCGUUAGUUUGUUACGGAUUGUCGUUCAGUGCGCAGCAACGAGUGACGCCAUCAUAAGAUCAGCUUCCAGUGAUUCAGUUUCCCGUGUUUGUGUCCCCCCCCAAAACAGUGACCAACAUCGUCGUCGUCCAGAUGUUCAAAUUAAAAUUAAUAACAACGUUUUAAUCACCAAACCAAUUCGCGCUACCGAUUAGCGGCGACUCGUAAGUGAAAACGGUCUUCCCACCCAGUGUGGUUAUCGGUGAUUCGUGUUGCGUGUGCAGUGAAAAAAACAAAAUAACACGCGCUGUAACUUCAACACGUGCCAAUCAUUGCCAUAUCGCCAAAACCAAAGCGAAAGACCCGUGAAGACUUGCGAUCCCCCGCUCCCCAUACUGUGUACUAGCGAGAAGUUGUGUGGUGAGUCGUACAGCAGCCAGCUGCCACAGUAGUUAAGUCUGGCUGGUGCAUCCCGUUUGUCCCGGCGGGCCACAUCCCGUAGUUGGCGUCUGGGGCGCAUCACAGCAGGAGCAUGUGCAAGGAGCGGCUGGCCUACGCAGAUGACAAUUUUGCACCGCUGGCGUAGGGAGCCAACGCGGGAACCUCCUUAGACAGUGGAGGCCAACUCCUUCAACUAUCCCCCCACUCCACACGCACACACACACACACACACCCGCAAGCAUCUACUUCUACAAGUGUUUUAGCAGUUAGUUUCGAGUGUUGAGGACACUUGCGUGCCUCCAAUCGACCGAUCCGCGAGCAUCUCUAAUGGGCUAACUGUAAGCGGGCCAAGGAACAAGGCGCCGCGCAAGAUCUCGAUCGUUCCCGAGGCGUUCCACGAUCAAGCAAGCAAGCAUGUAUCAAGCCGCGCGCACCGUUGCGGCAUCGAGCUCGAGCCGGCUGCAUUCACCCGUCGCCUGGAACCGGAAGUCGGAGUACUACGAUCUGGAGGCGGGCGAAGCCGAACGUACGCCGCUACUGUACACGAGGGAGAGCGCCCGUGAAGCGUAUCGGCGGGCGAAGCGGCGGGCCGAAGAUCCGACCAAGAUCCAUCCGGUGGCGGUAGGUCUGAUGGUGGCGUUGCUGAUAUUCCUGUUGCUUGGUGUGGUGAUUGGCGUGUAUCUGCUGCUGCUAACGAUUCAACGUCCUUGGCCCGUUUCGCAUCCGUUCUUUCUGGUGGAACGACCCGCCUGGUGGCAAUAUCCGGUCGCGCUGGAGGCAGCAACACUCGACAAGCAAGCCGUCACGGACGUGAUCGUGGUGGAUACGGGUGCGGAAGGAUGUUUCGAUCAGGAGAGCUGUGUCCGGUUGCUCCAAAACACCGAACAACGCUGCUGGACGGCAAGCCGUGACCACAUCCCGUACAACUUUCUCAUCGGAGGUGAUGGUGUGACGUACGAGGCGCGUGGCUGGAAGAGUCAGCACGGAUUCGAAGAUCUGCCCGGUCGAAACACAACCCUAGUAGUGGGCAUGAUUGGCAACUUCACCGAUCGUCAACCGACCGCUGUACAGUACGCCGAGCUGAAAGCAUUCUUCACCGAGUCGAUCCGUCGCUUUAGCCUCUCGCCACACUAUCGACUGCACGGGUUCAUCAAUACGACGCACGCCAGCAACGAUGGUGCCGCCCUGUACGGCCAGCUGCAACGAUGGCCCCACUGGAAGGGUUUCGUGUGAUGUGAGCUUCGGAAAGGCUUCGAUGCUUCUUCCUUGGUACACAUUUUAUUGGCAAAAGAAACCGCCUCACGUUCUUAGCUAUUAGUGCAAACAUUUUGUCGCUUCAUUUGGGACCUUCCCUCUGUUUCGUGCGUGCGCACACACACACACCCUACUACUAAAAGCUAGCGCUAACCUGGUAGAGGGUUUGAAUGUUGUGAUUGUAGUUCUCCAAAGUAUUAACGCAUCAGCAAUCAAGCUUUUAGCUGCUGAAAGCACUGUUCGAAAAUUCACUCACUUCAAGAAAGGUAACGCAAAAUAAACAAAAGAAAAACAUGGUGAAGAUAGUAUGCAACCAACGAAACGGAAUGAAAUGGAAAAAGUAGUAAGAAAAUAUA